Molecule: messenger RNA, 781 nt
Organism: Adelges cooleyi (spruce gall adelgid)
Lineage: Eukaryota; Metazoa; Arthropoda; Insecta; Hemiptera; Adelgidae
Product: AN1-type zinc finger protein 2A-like
Exons: 6
Coding region: 191-781 (196 amino acids)
Biological process (GO): proteasome-mediated ubiquitin-dependent protein catabolic process; protein targeting to ER
Cellular component (GO): endoplasmic reticulum; cytoplasm
Molecular function (GO): zinc ion binding
Source: RefSeq, a predicted model, not a curated record
CCUGCGUUUGCUCAACAUUAUUUGAUGCUGAGUUGCAGAGGAUAGCGUUAAAAAAUGUGUUUUUAGUUUCUUUCAACAUAGCACGUCUCAUUUUGUCAUUUAUCUACUUACAUAUCAAAUUAAUUGUUGUAUACCCGACAGGACUACCACGCCCAAGUUGUUAAAGAGAACAUUAUAAUUCUAGAAAACAAUGGAAUUUCCGGAUUUAGGGCAACACUGCUCGAAGAAGUCUUGUAAUCGUUUAGAUUUCCUACCCGUAAAAUGUGAUGCGUGCAAAAAUAUUUUUUGUUGUGAACAUAUGAACUACAGUAGCCAUCAAUGUGAGCCAGGUCUCAAGAAAAAUAUUCAAAUGCCUGUAUGUCCCUUAUGUAAAAAGCCAGUACCAACACCCCGAGGACAGAAACCUGAUUGCACAGUAGGCGAACAUAUCGACAACGAUUGUCGUGUGGCUGAGAGUAAAAAGAUAUUUACCAACCAUUGUACAGUUGCAACGUGUAGUGGCAAGGAAGCAGUGCCUGUGCUAUGCAGCGAAUGCCGCCAAAAUUAUUGUUUUAAACAUCGUCACCCUUCAGAUCACAGUUGUAGUGGGGACGCUGAAAUGGCUAAAAAAAUAGCAGAAUCGAAUAAUCCUUUUGGUAUUAUUGUAAAAAAGACAUUCACAGUAACUUCAAUACAGGGAGCUAUGAGUGAAGACGAAGCGUUAGCUAAAGCACUUGCUGAAUCUAAACGUUUGACUCGAAGAAAUCUUACUAACCCUGCACAAAGAUGUUGUGUUUCAUAA